Messenger RNA from Uranotaenia lowii, 1801 nucleotides. It is a transcript of the gene wmd, whose product is annotated as serine-threonine kinase receptor-associated protein. The transcript has 3 exons. Bases 548 to 1534 code for a protein of 328 amino acids. Gene Ontology annotation, molecular function: protein binding; RNA binding. Gene Ontology annotation, biological process: spliceosomal snRNP assembly. NCBI's taxonomy places the organism in Eukaryota, Metazoa, Arthropoda, Insecta, Diptera, Culicidae. The record is from RefSeq and is a predicted model, not a curated record. Gene Ontology annotation, cellular component: SMN complex.
CCUCACUCACUUCUCUGUUGCUUUUCGUCGCGGAAAGAUCGAUCGAUUUUGCUUCGCUCGCACCGUUUCGAAGUUUUCGAUCCGCGAGCCUAGUUAUUUUGUGUAAUUUAUAAAUUUUUGCAUAGGUUUUUCAAUUCUAUCGAGAUUGAAAAUUCGUUACUCCAUUCAGAACAGGAAAUUAGUAAUUUUUUGUAUUUUUAAUGUCCUCUUUGCGAUAGCAGGGGAAAAUUAGUCAAUCUUACCAUAUUAAUUCGUCGAAACAGUGCUCGAAACAACCUUGAAAAAUAGGAAGAAAAAGUUAUUGCAGCGGUUCAUUUUCGUCCAUUUAGAUUAAAUAGAAAUUUGAUUUCCUUUGUGGCUGAAGAUUUCCUCGUGUGAUCGUCUAUUUUCAUCAAGAAAUAGCAGAGGAACUAAAGUUGAUCGUAAAGCUUUUCCAUUCCUCAACUAGGAAUAAAGGUGAAAAUAAUUACGUUGAAAAGCCCAUAUUGCCAGCAAAAAAAAUCAUAGGAAGUGACCGUGACACGACAAUAACUCAUAGAAAGUUAACAUGGCUAACCUGAAGCAGAUUCCAUUGACCUGUUCUGGACAUACCCGGCCUGUAGUGCAUCUGGAUUUUAGUGACCUGACCGAUUGCGGAUAUUUUUUGAUAUCGGCAUGCAAAGAUGGCAAACCAAUGCUGCGUCUUGGUGACACCGGAGAUUGGGUUGGCACAUUUGAAGGUCACAAGGGAGCCGUUUGGGGCGUUGCACUGAACAACAAGGCAACCUUGGCAGCAUCGGGCGCGGCCGAUUUUACCGGUAAAAUAUGGAAUGCUGUAACGGGCGAGGAAGUGCACAGUUUGCAGCAUAAUCACAUUGUUAAAACGGUUGCUUUUGACAGCAACAGCCAGUGCUUGGUAACCGGAAGUAACGAAAAACUAGUCAGAGUGUUUGAUCUUAACUCAUCAGGGUCAGCCAUCGAGUCUUACUCUGGUCAUGCAGGUAACAUCAAGCGUGCAAUUUUCGCUCGUAAUGACAAGUGCGUGAUCAGCUGUGCCGAUGACAAGACGAUGCGUGUAUGGGAUCGUACAACUGGACAGGAAACAAUGCGUGUCGAAUUCACUGCUCAUCCGAACAGUUUAGAGUUAUCCCGAGAUGGAAAUAUACUGACUGUAACAUACGGCUCGAACGUUGCCUUCUUCGAAACAGAAACGUUGAAAAAGUUGAAGGAAAUCACGGUGCCGACGAAGCUCAGCUCGGCCAGUUUGCAUCCGGAUAAGCAAAUGUUUGUUUGUGGUGGUGAAGAUUUCAAAAUGUAUAAGUUCGAUUAUAUAACUGGAAAUGAGAUAGAAUCUUUCAAGGGACAUUUUGGUCCAGUUCAUGCCGUAAGCUUCAGCCCGGAUGGAGAGUUAUAUGCUAGUGGUUCUGAAGACGGUACUUUGCGAUUGUGGCAAACUACAGUGGGAAAAACCUAUGGUCUAUGGAAAUGUACCGAACCGACUGAUCUCAACAAUUCGGUUAACUCCUCAGCCACUCGUGAGGUGACCGCAAACUGAGUUCCAAUACUAUAGGUGCCUAAAUUAUUGAAACAUUCUUUAACCAUUGGAUUUCCUCUACGAUGGAAAAUGUUCGGUAAGUUAUCUCGAUUAUUUCCAUCCCCAUUAUGAAAUUCAAAGUUCCAGAAAAAAGCGUUCAUCCCGCCAACUAUUACAGUGUAACCAUGAACAAACAGAUUCAUCCCUCUAAAGCAUCGUAAUUAUUAUUUAAUAAAAAUGUAACAAGUAAGUAAUUUAUUGAUUGCAUCACUUACUGUAUACAGUAAA